Molecule: messenger RNA, 1906 nt
Organism: Aethina tumida (small hive beetle)
Lineage: Eukaryota; Metazoa; Arthropoda; Insecta; Coleoptera; Nitidulidae
Product: actin-like protein 6B
Exons: 7
Coding region: 253-1506 (417 amino acids)
Biological process (GO): nervous system development; regulation of transcription by RNA polymerase II
Cellular component (GO): NuA4 histone acetyltransferase complex; SWI/SNF complex
Molecular function (GO): chromatin binding
Source: RefSeq, a predicted model, not a curated record
AGACAUGUCGUCGGCGCCGUUGCAAUCGUCGGCGGCUGUCAUCUGCGGGGGUGAUAUCUAUAGGCCAUUGCGCCCGUAUAUCGUCAACAUAUGGGCAAGGGUGCCAACGUUAAGUUACCUUUGCAGCCGCUCUGUUGACAUGCACCGGCCCAAAAUAUGUAUGUCUCAAGAAUCUUGACGGAUAAAUUAAAUAAUCAUUAAAUUAUGUUUUGAAUCAUCCAAAACACUUGUAUUAGCGAAUAAAAACGGAACAUGAGUGGGGCAGUUUACGGUGGCGACGAAGUUGGGGCCCUUGUUUUUGAUAUUGGACACAACACCUUACGUGCCGGUUAUGCCGGCGAAGACAGUCCUAAAGUUGACAUACCAACCACUGUUGGUGUUUGGUUGGACUCUGAAGAUGAUACGCCCAAACAAAAUUACAAUAUUGGAGUUUUGGCCAUCCAUGUCCGAAGACAAGGGAUGGAACUUUCUACAUUCCUUAAAGAGGGUAUGGUCGAAAAUUGGGAUAUGUUCGAAAACUUUUUGGAUUACAUUUACAACACCGCACUUAGAGCAGUUCCGAGAGACCAUCCAAUACUUCUAACAGAACCUCCAUGGAUUACUCCAGCAAAACGGGAGCAAAUGGCCGAACUAAUGUUCGAAAAAUAUAAUAUUCCAGCGUUAUAUCUGGCUAAAAACGCCAGUCUUGCUGCUUAUGCUAACGGCAGGCCUACAUGUCUUGUAGUUGAUAGUGGCGCUACACAUACAUCUGCUGUUCCUAUCCAUGAUGGUUACGUUUUGACACAAGCUGUGGUAAAAUCUCCUGUAGGUGGAGAUUAUUUAAGCAAUCAGUGUCGAAACUUCUUAAUGGAAAAGGGAAUUGAAAUCGUUCCUGCUUGUAUGGUUGGUUCUAAGGACGUAGUUAAAUCUGAUGACCCCCCAGUUUGGAAACGCCGGUUUACAGCGUCUAAUUUAACAGAAUCUUGGAUGAACUAUAUGGUAAAGGAAGUAAUGCAAGACUUCCAGUCAUCUGUCUUGCAAGUUUCUGACAGUUUGUAUGAUGAGGAAAUCAUCAAAUCUAUGCCCGCAAAUCAUUAUGAGUUUCCUAAUGGUUUUCAUAAAGAUUUUGGUCCAGAAAGAUUUAAAAUUCCUGAACCACUAUUCAAUCCAGUUGGAGCAAAGGCGGGAAUACAGCAACCCAUUUUAGGAGUUGGCCCCUUGGUUACAACUAGUGUUGGAAUGUGUGAUAUUGACAUUCGACCAGCUAUGUAUGGCAGUGUCGUUGUGACUGGAGGUAACUCAAAUUUACAAGGAUUUACGGAGCGGUUAAAUAGAGAUUUGGCAGCCAAAACUCCUCCGAGCAUGCGAUUGAAAAUAAUUAGUGCUCCUGGUGCAUCCGAAAGGAAAUUUGGAGCAUGGACCGGAGGAUCUAUUUUGAGUUCGUUAGGAUCAUUUCAGCAAUUAUGGGUCUCCAAACAAGAAUAUGAAGAAGGAGGAAAAGCAGUUGUUCAAUCUAAAUGUCUCUAAAUAACUCGAGCGCAUGGUAAUUCCUCAGUAUUACUAAUUCUUACUUUAUAGACUGAACAUUAUUUUUAUAAGGUUGUGAUUUUAUAGCAAUAUUCAAAUUAUUUUAAAUACUUUGUUCGUAUGACUAGUAAACGACUGAUCUUAUGUAUUAUACCAUAUAUUGUAAUAUUAUUUCAAAUGAUGAUUUUAAUAAUAAUUUUAUUGGAAAAUUAUUGGUCUUCAAAUUAGGUAGUUUUGAAUUUUGGUGGUGAUUUAAGUUAUAAAUCUGUUUGUGAUAUAUGUUGUAUGUGACGAUAUCUAUAUUGUGGUUCCUAUUAGAGUUGAGUUUCCAUUUAGAUUAGUUUUUAUUUAAUUUAUGUUUUGCACAAUGAGUCUAAAUAUGUGCCAAUUAAUAAAUAUA